Fusarium musae is the source of this 891-nucleotide messenger RNA. RefSeq lists its product as uncharacterized. The transcript has a single exon. The record is from RefSeq and is a predicted model, not a curated record. Gene Ontology annotation, molecular function: catalytic activity. Bases 1 to 891 code for a protein of 296 amino acids. NCBI's taxonomy places the organism in Eukaryota, Fungi, Ascomycota, Sordariomycetes, Hypocreales, Nectriaceae.
AUGUCACUCAAAACAAUUAAGACACGGACCUUAGAAGUCGGAUACUAUGACCACGGCCCAUUAUCAGGCUGGCCUGUCCUUCUAUAUCACGGCUUCCCAUACGAUAUCCACGCAUAUGAUGAAGUUGUCCCAAAACUCGUCUCCAGCGGUGCAAGAGUCAUCGUUCCCUAUGUCCGCGGUUAUGGCCCAACUCGCUUCCUCUCAGAUUCGACCAUGAGGAGUGGUCAGCAAGCAGCACUUGGCUCAGACGUCAUCGAGCUCAUGGACGCUUUGGACAUCGAAAAGGCAGUCCUUGGCGGCUUUGACUGGGGCGGUAUGUCUGUAUGCGUUGCAGCUGCACUCUGGCCCGAGCGUGUCGUUGGACUCGUUUCAUAUGCGGGUUACGACAUUGCCGAUCUUUCAAGUUAUCAAAAGCCUUUUGCGCCGAGUUUGGAAUGUAUUUGUUGGUAUCAGCAUUUAUUCCAGCAAGAGCGUGGGAUAGUAUGUCUGACAGAGAGUCGACGAGAUCUCUGUCGAAUGCUGUGGGAGCAAUGGUCCCCCUCUUUCAAAUUCUCAGAAUACUUUUACGACCGAACUGCAGAAUCUUUUGAUAAUCCUGAUUUCGUCGGUGUUGUUAUUCACGCUUACAGAUUCUGCUUCGGUAACGCAAAAGGUGACCCAGCUUUGCAGAAGCUGGAGGAUGCUCUAGCUGCUCAACCAAAGAUUAGCGUUCCGACCAUCACUUUAGAUGGACGACAGGAUCCUUUAAAGCCAGGCGGUACUGCUGCACAUGCUGAACAUUUUUCUGGUCGUUAUGAGAGGAGAGAAGCUGAUGUUGGGCAUGCGUUUCCCAUGGAAGCCCCGAAUGAGUUCGCAGAUGCUAUCCUCACGAUUCAUAAGUGGGAGACUUAG